This is a messenger RNA of Fusarium subglutinans, 1482 nucleotides long. RefSeq names its product DAL1-Allantoinase. The record is from RefSeq and is a predicted model, not a curated record. Gene Ontology annotation, molecular function: hydrolase activity, acting on carbon-nitrogen (but not peptide) bonds. Bases 1 to 1482 code for a protein of 493 amino acids. NCBI's taxonomy places the organism in Eukaryota, Fungi, Ascomycota, Sordariomycetes, Hypocreales, Nectriaceae. Gene Ontology annotation, cellular component: cytoplasm. The transcript is spliced from 3 exons.
AUGGAAGCAUUUGAUCUCGUUAUCACCAAUGGCGUAUGUGUUACCGCUGCAGAUAUAGGUGCUUACGAUGUUGCCAUUAAAGAGGGUAAAAUCGCCUUGCUUGCUCCAUCGGGAUCACUUGUUGGGACAAAUGCGUUGCGGAUAAUUGACGCCGAGGGCGCAUACGUGACACCUGGUGGCGUUGAUUGCCAUGUUCAUCUUCAAGAACCUGCCAUGUUUGGGAAGGGUUCCUCAUCUGAUACAUUUGAAACAGGAACCCGAUCGGCAAUUGCUGGAGGCUGUACCACCAUUGUUUGCUUCGCUCCCCAACAGAGACACGAGCCCUCACUUCUAAAGCCUUUGGCUGACGCCCACGAGAAGGCUCGAGGGAACACCUACUGCGACUACGGAUUCCAUCUGCUUGUCUCCAAUCCCACUGAGACGGCUCUCUCCGAGCUUGGAAUGCUCAAGGUCGAGGGCGUCACAUCCCUCAAGAUCUAUAUGACCUAUGAGGCGCUCCAGCUCCGUGACGAUCAAAUCUUAUCGGUUCUUCACCAUGCUCGUAGCAACCAUAUUCUCACUAUGAUCCAUGCGGAGAAUGGUGAUAUUCUGAACUGGCUGACAGAUCAACUUGAAGCUAGCAAACUCUUUGCGCCAAAAUAUCAUGCAACAUCGCGUCCGCCUGCCCUUGAAGCGGAAGCAACCAACCGUGCCAUCGUGCUAUCCUCUAUCAUUGCUAAUACGCCUAUCUUGCUAGUGCAUAUUAGCGACCCAGAUGCAACAUAUCGCAUUCGGCAAGCCCAGACAGCUGGCCAGCCUAUCUUUGCUGAGACUUGCCCGCAGUACCUCUUUCUUACGCGCAACGAUCUAGAUGCGCCAGGCUUCGAGGGUGCCAAGUUCGUGUGCUCACCACCCCCACGCGAUGAAGCAUCACAGGAUGUUAUUUGGGAGGGCCUACGGAAUGGAACAUUUACUGUUCUGAGCUCAGAUCAUUGUCCUUUCUCCUAUGAUGAUACAGAGAAGGGCAAGAAGGCUUGCAUUACGCAUGAGCAUCCUGUCGGAAAGUUCAGGCACAUUCCCAACGGAAUUCCUGGGGUAGAAACGAGACUCCCUCUUGUGUUUUCUGCCAAUAAGCUGCCCCUAACCAAAUUCGUGGAGGUGACAUCAACAAAUGCGGCAAAGCUGUAUGGGCUAUAUCCGAAGAAGGGAGCAAUGAUACCUGGCGUGUCAGAUGCGGAUCUCGUGAUUUGGUAUCCGAAUGACAAGUUGCCUAACGUGACCAUUCGAAACGAAGCAUUGCACCACGCAAAUGACUAUACACCGUACGAAGGCAAGACAGUGGAGAACUGGCCAAGAUAUACAAUCUUGCGCGGUAUGGUUGUAUGGGAUAACGGAGAGAUAGUAGGUAAGAAGGGAUAUGGCGAGUUUGUGCAGCGACAGGCUGGUGUAUUGAAUGAUAUUUGGAAGUUUGUGGGAAAGCAGGAAUUAUUGUAUUCAUACUAG